Strigops habroptila (Kakapo) is the source of this 3836-nucleotide messenger RNA. It is a transcript of the gene MXD1, whose product is annotated as MAX dimerization protein 1. Gene Ontology annotation, biological process: negative regulation of transcription by RNA polymerase II. Gene Ontology annotation, molecular function: RNA polymerase II cis-regulatory region sequence-specific DNA binding; DNA-binding transcription factor activity, RNA polymerase II-specific; protein dimerization activity. The transcript is spliced from 6 exons. The coding region runs from base 120 to 785 and encodes 221 amino acids. The record is from RefSeq and is a predicted model, not a curated record. Lineage: Eukaryota; Metazoa; Chordata; Aves; Psittaciformes; Psittacidae.
AGCUUGGAGGAACGGCCGGGCGAGGCGGACACAGCCGCCGCCGCCGCCGCCGCUCCCGGCCCCGGCCCCGGCCCCGGCCCCGGCCCCGGCCCCGGCCCCAGCCCUCCCAGCGCGGCUCCAUGGCGGCCUGCGGCGGGCUCGGCAUCCAGCUGCUGCUGGAGGCGGCCGAGUACCUGGAGCGCCGGGAGCGAGAAGCCGAGCACGGGUACGCCUCGCUGCUGCCCGGCGGGAAGGACGCGGAGGCCGCGCAGCGCCGCGCCAAGGCCAGGAGGAGCGGCGGCGGCGGCGGCAGGUCAACACACAGUGAGAUGGAAAAGAACAGGCGAGCUCACCUGCGGUUGUGUUUGGAGAAGCUGAAAAGGCAGGUCCCGCUCGGACCCAAAGACAGCAGACACACCACGCUGAGCUUACUGAAGAAGGCCAAAUUGUACAUCAAGAAGCUUGAAGACGACGACAGGAAAGCCAUGCACCAAAUAGAGCAGCUGCAGCGGGAGCAGCGGCACCUCAAGAGGCGGCUGGUGAAGCUGGGCAUGGAGAGGAUAAGGAUGGACAGUAUCGGAUCCACUGUUUCUUCCGAGCGCUCCGACUGGGAUAGAGAAGAGAUCGACGUGGAUGUGGAGAGCACGGACGACCUUCCUGCAGACCUGGACUGGAGCAGCAGCAGCCCCAGCGACUCGGAUGAGAGAGGGAGCCUGCGGAGCGUCUGCAGCGACGAGGGAUAUUCCAGCUCCGGCGUCAAGAGGUUGAAGUUGCAGGGCGAUUGCAAACCUUCUCUUGGUCUAUAAGAAGCAACUCCCGUCGCUCUUUCACCCCUGGCUCUUUCCCUUUGGAUCCUGUUAGGUAGCACACCGGACCUUCCCACCCUUCUCUUGCAAGUCAAACCACCUUCAUGUAGCACCGACCGAAAUGAACUUUGCUCAAGUCCCAAAACACCACUUGAGGCUGUGGGUGGUGAGUUGCUCCCUGGAGCUCCUCUUUCCAUCCAGAAACUCCUCUCUACGAGAUUCCCACAUUCCAGCCACAUUUGGAAGCACCUGAGGGUAUCACAGCAGUAACAGCAACAUCCAAAGCCCUCCCUGGUGCUGUCGCUAGCCAGUAUUCCGGAUCUACUCCGCAUCUGCCCGGCAACAUCACAUCCCAAUAAUUGGUGGCAGGGCCCAAAUGUAGGGGAUUUUUGGGUGAGGAUGUGAAGGCAGAGCCGGACACUUGUGUAGUUUAGAUCCAUGAGGGAAUGGGGGUGAGCUGUGUCUUGGGAUUGCACUGCCAGUGUGUUAGUCGGGGGGCUCGUCUCCACCGACUCUAAAUAUUCAGAGGAGCAGCACAGCCAUAUACACCCUAGCCCUGCCGUGUUCCCAGAGCCGCUUCCUCACAGCAGGAAUGCCGCUCGGGGAGCUGCAGGUCCUUGUCACCCCUCUCAGGUCGGAUGCCUUCGUUCUGGGAAGUUUUGUGUCCUACCUAAAACCAAACAGCCCUUGUCCCCAUCCCUCGUGGCUGCGCGGCGCUGUUCCAGGCGAGCGCUCCUGGAAUUUCCUUUUCCACGCUUCUUGUCUCUGGGACAACAUGUUAUUCUACCUCGGAGAGAUGAACAAAGAUUAUCUCCAUCCCUUUAGCACAAAACCCCACCAAGAUGAUGCCUCGUGUCUCGCAGAAGCCAUGCCCGGCCCCGCUCGCAUCCGUGGCGCGAUGGUUCAGCAAUAACCCGGUGUGAGGGGGAGCGGGGCAGCCUCCGGCCGUCGGAUCCUCACCGGCACAUCCGAAGCACUUCUCCAACCAGCAGCGAUCUUCUGGGCGCUCCAAGGAGGAUUUUGGUCGCUGCCUUAAGGGACACAAACCUGAAUAUGCCAAGGAAGACCCAGAGCCCUUCCCAGGGCCCCAGUUGAGAGAGCACAGGAGCUAUAAACAGUAUUUGUUCUUUUUUCUAUGUUCUGGAGAUGACAUUCUUAGGACUUUCUGCUUUUAUGGAUGUUCUGGAUACUUUACACAUAGGGGUCUGCUAAUGGAGAUGUUUCUUUUCUCCUUGAGCCAGGCAAAGGUCUUUUCCACCCCUCAGCAAACCUCUUGCUCGAUCCCUGUCGGGCUCCAGCAUUGGGCAAGGAACUGCUUUGUUCUUGCAGGGCUUCUCCUGGUGAAGCCACCAAAACACUGCAAAGUGCAGGAAAAUGGAGAAUAUCCAACUCGCUUCCUAUUCUUAUUUCCUUUUUGUUCUUUUAUUUCCUUUUUAACAUCCUAAAUCUGGUUUCGGAUCAUUUGAAGCCUGUGAGCAGUGAGAGGAUGGGGGACGGGAGCUACCAAAUCACUGCAGUCUCCCAGAUCUCGGCUCUUUUUGCUGGGUUUUAAGAGAGGAAAAACAAUCAAAGCCGUGAAGGAUUAUUUUGCUUAAAGCAGUUGGAGUUUUCCAGCAUCCAGCACUGACCCGGAUGCCUUCAGCAUCGGCAUUCCCGAAUCCCAGUACAUGAGCUCAACCCCCCUGAUGCUUUCAAAGAGAGGGGGGAAAAGGCAAAAAGAGGCAAAGCCCAAUAAAAAGGAAGCGGAAUAUCAGUACUUUGCCAAGAGCCCUCCGUUGCCCUCUUCUGGAACCACCUUGGGAUUCCCAAUGGAGCUCCGGAUUGCACUACCUUUGAGCAGGGAAGGAAAAGCACCUCAGGGUUGAACAGGAGGUAGAAAGAGGUUGAUUUGAGGUUGAUGUUUCGAGUCUUAAGGUUUCAGCUCAGCAUCAGUUAUUGGUUCUUUCAGCGUUGUGUCUCUCUGAGUUACCCACCACCUUCUUGCCCUCUUCUUUCUGCCCCAAACUACUAAGUACCAGACCUUUGCACUGUUGGGAUGUGCCCCUCUCCGGCCUGAGGGUGAAGAGAAACAGGAACCCUCCAAACUGAUGCACUAACCUGGAAUGGGGCUGGAAACGCGGCGCUUGAUUCCUGGUGAGCAGCCGGGACCGUCUGUGGCGGCUUCUGAUCUCUCCAGGUCCCUCCUUUGCCAGCCUUUUCCUUGGAAUUCACUGAUCCACCAGCAUUCCUAAGAACUAAGCUGCAGGUAGGACACUUGCAUAGAUGGGGAUUCACAAGAGGGGGCGAGGAGCCGCUCGCGCACCCCACGUUUACGACGGUCGUGGCACAGACCUGGGUUGAAAACACGCUUUUUUGGGUUGGUUCAUUUUGCUUCUUUUUCCUCAUGGAAAGCGGAUCCCAAACCACCAUUUCGGGAGGUGAGACCCAGCUCCAGGCGGGGAAUGGGAAGCUGAUGGGAAUGGGGGUCUCUCCGGAGGCAAUGGUGCUUUGCUUCCUGGUUUGUCCCCCCCAUAGCGAUGGGUUUGGGCAUCACCCACCUUUGUUUUGGGGCUGGACACGAGGAAAGCUGCCACAUCCAAGCCCUGUGCUUCCCGGGAAUCCUCACCUCCUCCCUCCUGAAAGCCACAAGGUUUGUUUCAACCUCUUGCUUUAUCCAGCAUAGUGGCCGAUGAGCCAUUGGAACACCCCCACCAGAACCAUCUCAGUGUUGGGUUGGGGGUUUGUUGGGUUUUUUGGGGUCACAUUUGGUGCUUUUCCACCCUUUUUCUUUCCUUCAUUUCAUCUUUUUGCUUCCUAAGAAGCCGAACCCGCUCCGGCUUCACCAGCCGGCAGCUGGGAGAACGGGAAUUCUGUUUCCUGCUGUAAAUACCACGUUGUCAUCCCCACUUCUGUGUCAGGACCAUCUAAUGGUGCUUUUUACUACAGUUGGCACACGCCUUUUUAGAGAGUACGUGUUUGAGCAGACGUUUGCUGUGUACCAGGGUAAUUCUGUCUCGUUGGACUGUUAUAACUGUGUUGUUAGAGAAUAAAUUAUUUCAGUAUGAAAGAGAA